Cooperia oncophora is the source of this 393-nucleotide messenger RNA. The record is from the annotation of a GenBank genome assembly. NCBI's taxonomy places the organism in Eukaryota, Metazoa, Nematoda, Chromadorea, Rhabditida, Trichostrongylidae.
AUGUUGCAGAUGGCGUGCCAGGAUUUGGAGUUUUCUAUGUCUCGAGUGAACAACAUAAUAUCUAAGAUGGUGGCUGAAAAGGGCAAAAAUGUACAACAUGAUUUUGCUACGCUGGAGCGGCUAGUCACAGUAAUACAGAAUCACUUAGUGAUGGUCGCCGCCAUUUCAAGGGCCUCACGAUCAUACUCCAUAGGUCUCCGAAAUAGUGACGUCGAGAUUGCAUGGGCAACUUUUAUUUGUUCUAGAGCGUCUCGUGAAAACUGGUUCUUGUUAGAAGCUUUGAACGAUUACUUCAGUCUCAUACGACUCAAUCCAUCAUUGCUCAACGUAGGAAAGGCGGUAUUUGACAUGGGAGGAUAUCAAAUAGAAUCGCCUAUAGAACGGAAUUGGUAG